Molecule: messenger RNA, 1853 nt
Organism: Cheilinus undulatus (humphead wrasse)
Lineage: Eukaryota; Metazoa; Chordata; Actinopteri; Labriformes; Labridae
Gene: mims2
Product: family with sequence similarity 210 member B
Exons: 3
Coding region: 157-1092 (311 amino acids)
Cellular component (GO): mitochondrion
Source: RefSeq, a predicted model, not a curated record
GAUAAUCGGUCAACAAACAAGAGGAGAGAGGCAGGAGGGCACAGGGCAGCAUGUUUACAGCUAACAUGCACAAUUAGCUGCCCUUCACCGACUAACUUUAGCAUUAGUAGGGUUUUUGAUCGAAGGGGCUAACUCUCUCCAGGGCGGCUGACGACAAUGCUUUUGUGCCGGACGGGGAGGCUGUCUGCAGCGGCUCUGGAUCAGGCUUUCAAGUCGGCGGGCUCAUCUCUGGUGCGAGUCAAAGCAAACAGACUGAGGGACGGAGCUUUGGCGUUACACAAGGAGCACACGGUUCACCGGUGUUUCUGCGUGCCAGUCCGGGCUGUCUACACAACUCCUGUCCAUUUUGAGAAACAGCAACCCUAUCCGCAACCCAUCCAAAACUGGGACACACAGCCUGGUUUUGUAAUAACAAACUGGGCUCACUCAGACCGGGUCUCUGCUAUAGCUUUUGGGCUUUCUAGAAGCGUGCAAAGUGAAGGCGGUUAUUCAGAUUUUAUCAGGCAGCCGAGCAGGCGCUUAAACAGCAGGGGAGAGUCCGCGGGUAAUGCUUUGUUUACGGGUAACUGGAGGGUUUCCACUGGCACUAUGCAGACCAGAACCUCGUCCACCGCCGCGGCCACGAAGAAGAAAGAUGACGUCAGAGAGGAGCAGGCGGCUGACAACAACAAAGAGGAGGACAAGAGUUUAAAGGACACAUCUACCACCUCCCCAUCUUCUGCAAAGGCCCCAGAGGAGCCAGAACCAGAGGGGGGAAAGCCCACCAAAGCUCAGCAACUUAAGAAAGUCUUCAAGGAGUAUGGAGCAGUGGGAGUCUGCUUUCACAUCGGGAUCUCUCUCAUGUCCCUGGGAAUGUUCUACCUCCUAAUAUCCAGUGGGAUCGACAUGGGGGCUGUUCUCUGCAAACUUGGCUUCAGUGAGACCGUUGUCCGCUCAAAAAUGGCAGCAGGGACAAGCACAUUUGUUUUGGCUUACGCCAUCCACAAGCUCUUCGCUCCGGUUCGCAUCAGCAUCACUCUGGUGUCUGUGCCUCUCAUCGUACGCUACUUCAGAAAGACUGGACUGUUUAAACCCCCCACUCCUGCACCCUGAUGGUCCUCCUCUGCCUCAUAAAAACAGCAAACAUCCUGACUGUUAACGGCCAUUAUUAAAACCCUGUAUAUAUCUUUACUCAUCGCUUUCAUCUUCAGAUGCCUCAUUUGAUGUUGUAGUGAAUCCAGGUGAAACAUUGCAAACAAAAUAGUUCCAAUUGUGGCAUAAUCAAAGUUUUUGAUUGUUACUUAAGUUUUAAAAAGUCCUGACAAAGGCUGAAAAAGCCAAAGUAUUUAUUUACAAUCAGACGUUUUGAUCAGGGAUUUGUGUUCUCUUUCAGUGGGCAGGUUUGUCUUUUAAUGCUGUGAACGUUCACUGUGGGGGCAAUAGAAUAAGCUGAUCUCUCCUCCACCGUUUCUGUUAGCUGACUCGGCCAUGUUCAGGUGAUACAUGAGUCAGCAGAAUAAAUCGGCUCUGUCUCUUACAUCUUUCUCCUUUUCUCUGUAAACUCAGCUCAAACUGUCUCCUACCCUGUUUUUAGUUCCUGCUGUUGUUUACCUCCCUCCUAUAUAUCCUCUCAGCAUCUAUUUUCUUCCUCCUAUGACUUAUUUUUCUUUCUCCCCUCUUAUUUCUCUUUUUUUCCUCCUUUUUGUUUGUUAAUUUAAUGUCACAGCCCAAGCUACAACUUCAAGCACAUUAAACCACGCGUGAAGCUGAUUUUUGACUUUCUUGCAGGUUUUGGACAGGUGUUGGUUUGUGAAGGUUUUUUUUUCUCAUUGAUGGACCUUAUUUAACUAUUAAAAGGAAUGUUGUCUUUUCUA